CCUAAAGAGAGUCUUUAACAUAAAUAUUAUUUGUCGCCAAAUAGCUGAUAACUUUCACCAUUCACUUGUUUUUUGAAUUAUUUCUUCUGCUAGUAGGUCAGUAGUCGGCUGAAUUUAAAAUAGUUUUCUUAGGUUAAAAGAAACAAAUGGAUUGCAUUUUAUUUUUGAAGUAUAAAACAAUAUUGUGAUGGACUUCAAUAUAGCUUUACAAAAAGUAGGAGAUUUCGGUCUCUAUCAGAAACUGUUAUGUGCAUUUUUAGUUGUUCCAUCUGCCAGUUUGUGUGCUUUAGUUUACUUUACACAAUUUUUUACUAUCUUGGUACCUGAUCAUAGAUGUAAACUCGAUGGGAAUGAUUCUUCCUUCUCUUCAAAUUUCACACUUCCUUUUGAAGAAAGGGAAGGGCGAAUUUUACCAAAAAUGUGUGAAAUGAUUUUGACAUCUAACUUUUCUGAGGUUUCUAUCGAUGAUAAUCUAGUUAUAGAAAUAAAUAAAACUGUUCAUUGUUUAAAUGGCUGGGUUUAUGACUUUAGUGAAUUAUACCCUACUAUUGCAACUGAUCAAAACUGGGUGUGUGAUAAAAACAAACUUCCAUAUCAAUCACAAACUAUAUUUUAUGUGGGAACAAGUAUAGGAUGCAUUGUAUUUGGCCUUAUAGCUGACAGGUAAUAUAAAAUUAAAUAUGUA
This is a messenger RNA of Parasteatoda tepidariorum (common house spider), 685 nucleotides long. Lineage: Eukaryota; Metazoa; Arthropoda; Arachnida; Araneae; Theridiidae. The record is from RefSeq and is a predicted model, not a curated record.